AUGUCGGCUAUUCGUUACAAUGGACGGCAAGGAGCUGCAUCACUUCUCUGCCUCUACGUGGUACUUUUUUUAGGCGCUGUUAUGGGCGCUCCGCCCACGGAUGGUAAUUCGGGUAGUGCAGCACCACUGACCGAAGGGAUUGCAGUAUAUGCCACUAAUGAUGUUUGUUACAAUAAUCUGGAGGCCAUGGGAAAACUAUAUCUUGACGCGGAGAACAUAUAUACUGCUUUGUCUGCCUACUCUUUGGCAUUACCUGAAUUCAACACUUCACCAGAAAUUAAAGAAACAGAGCAAAAGGAAUGCGAUGAAUAUAUGGAGAGAAUCGAUAGGAUCAUCAACGAUCUCAGAGAAUACGUCUAUCUAAAAGAGAUACUUAACAAAUACCGUGUCACUAUGGACGAACUUCAAACAGGCAAUUCAACAGAUAAGAGAUUGACUGAGCUCAGUGAUGCUCUGUUGAAUCUAGAGCAAGAAUUCGAAGGUAAAAAGGAGCUAGCGGAAAACAUGAUGACACCUGACAUUUUUGAAUAUUAUUCGGUAAAUAUACGGGACGCGGAAGAGUUCAUUGACAAGCGUACGGUACAGGAACCAACACAGACGACCAAUAAAAAUGCGUCGGCUACUGAAAAGAAGGCUUCCGGUGAUGUGAUCGCGGUAAAGGCGCAACGAAGCAUUGAAAGCAACAUGCGUGAUGCAAAAGAUGAUAAAAAGUCUUCAGCGCAUCUUACAAUGGGAAUGAGGGUUAUGCAGGCGAUGGUAGUUGUUGGCGUGAUUGCGGCGUUCUGA
Babesia ovata is the source of this 786-nucleotide messenger RNA. Its product is annotated as odorant receptor 2, putative. Lineage: Eukaryota; Apicomplexa; Aconoidasida; Piroplasmida; Babesiidae. The transcript has a single exon. The coding region runs from base 1 to 786 and encodes 261 amino acids. The record is from RefSeq and is a predicted model, not a curated record.